Messenger RNA from Marchantia polymorpha subsp. ruderalis, 1929 nucleotides. The record is from the annotation of a GenBank genome assembly. Lineage: Eukaryota; Viridiplantae; Streptophyta; Marchantiopsida; Marchantiales; Marchantiaceae.
GAAGGAGGGUGCCAGGAGUGCCAUAUCGCUCCCAAUCCCAAUCCCAAAUUCAGGCCUCGAGGACCCCAGCGAUGGGGUGCAGGGGGGAAAGGGAGCUUUGCAAGAAAAUAAUGAAGGGCCCUGCUGGUGGAAAUCCUAGUCCUUAAUAGCUCCUUCAAACUCAUCAGUCAAAAUCACAACCUGAGGGCCGGAAUUUCCUCGCGCUCAGGAGGUCGAGAAAAGACAAGCCCACGUCAAAGUGAAGCCCCCAACUCCACCUCCUAGAACCGAUCACAUCGCUUUCUCGAGAGAGAUGAACAAAUCUCUAGCAGCGGCAGAUCGAGAGACGAGGAAACGGUGGGGAAGAUUUUGGUUCAGACUUCAAAAGUGCCCCUUGCUGUGUACCUUCCGGUGUCCACCUGGCCUGCGCUCAUCGAUCAGGGGGACCGCGAUGAUGGUGGGCUGCAAAGGUCUGGGAAUCGGGGAGGAGGAAGAAGAGGAAGACCGGCCGGAGGCAUGAUCGCACAUGUUCACGGUGCUAGUGGAGAAGACGCGAAUGUCAACUUGAAGACCUCGGGUCAAAUUUUGUUCUUCACUCGUCGUGUGUCGAGUUCAUUUGACAGUGAAUGAGCACUUCAAUUUGGCGCCGUCAGCGUCGGAAUCACGGGGUCCGGGUCCGGGUCCGGGUCCUGGGCUGUGAAGCUGACAGGAGUUCAGGGAGAGGUAGAGGUAGAGGGAGAGGGAAGGGAAGAACGAGCUUCGGAAAGAGCAGAAAGUGACCUGCUUGCGGAAGCUUGUGGGUCCAGGCCGAGAGAUCGCAGUCCGAACCCUCGAUUAGUCUGAAAGUUGUGGGGUGACGACAGAGAGUAUAUAGUCGGGCCCUCCAGGAUCCGCAGCGAGAGAUCUGUACCGAAGAAGUCAGAUCGGCUAGCGUAGUGACGCAUUAUGCAAGCAAAGCGCGUUGCUGUGAUAUCUGCAGCAGCGGCAGCGGCAGGAGCUAGCUACGCCGACGGUUUGCUUGCUAAAAUGCUCUCAGUGCUGUUCACUGCUCCAGCAGCAGCGGCAGGAGCUAGAGUAUAUUGCCACCUCCAGCCGCGGCCGGAUGGUUCCUUUCUUUCAGCGCAGUUCUAGGAGUGGAACUGCUACGCGCAUUCUUCAAUGGAUGGGAAGCAAGACCGGCAGUGUUCAUGGUUAUGCGAUAUCUUUUGUUUUUCGCCGGGGAGUCGCGACAUGAGGUGGGGCGACAGAGGAAUUAUUAGACUCGGAAGGAGCUGCCGAGCUUCGUCCGUCAUCAGUCGUCUACCUUGCCCAUGUGGCCCAUGGAGCCCAUAUUCUCUGGAAAUUCGUCCAGAUUCGACAAAACAUGCCAACAGUAGCCACGCUCAGCCCAUGGAUAAUCCCCGAUGAUGAUCAAUUCGCACUCGGUGAGAUCUAUUCUGAGCCCAGGCACUCAUGUGCACAGGCUCGGCCCAGCACGCCUGAGCCUGUAAAGAAAUCAUAUAAUCUGAUGGCAACAGGGAGCCAGUCUUUCCAUUUCCUUGACUUUUGUGGUGGGUCCAUCGCGUGAUGGCGAUUGCCCUUCUGUGGCCAACCGCGGUGACAUGUUCUCAGACCGGCGCGAGCAUGACCACCGGAAAGGUCGAAGAUGAGAAAUGAAAGAGAGAAUGUGCCCAAGGAUACCAUUUUAUGCCAAGUGUCUGAACUGCACUCGCCACAGGACAUUCUCUGUUGUAUGCUUCCGAUUCGCUAGCCUGUUAAAUGGCACCGAAGAUUAUAUAGCCAAAUAGGAUGGCGAGGUCCAUCGAGCCGAACAUGAAUGAAGCCAUCAUCAUCCAUGCUCGCCUUGAUGAAACUAAAGAUGGGAAAUAUGUCCUGUUGGAGAUACGACACACUUAUUUAGUCUAGAAGGUUCUCAAGCACACCGGGAUGCUGCCAUUUCUUUGGGAUUUG